This is a messenger RNA of Olea europaea var. sylvestris, 2402 nucleotides long. Its product is annotated as peroxisomal adenine nucleotide carrier 1. The transcript has 5 exons. The record is from RefSeq and is a predicted model, not a curated record. Gene Ontology annotation, biological process: ATP transport; fatty acid beta-oxidation; ADP transport. Bases 302 to 1267 code for a protein of 321 amino acids. Gene Ontology annotation, cellular component: peroxisomal membrane. Lineage: Eukaryota; Viridiplantae; Streptophyta; Magnoliopsida; Lamiales; Oleaceae. Gene Ontology annotation, molecular function: ADP transmembrane transporter activity; ATP transmembrane transporter activity.
CUCAAUUCAUGUCCAAGGCUGCUUGCUUUAAACACGUGUUGAGUGAGCUCGAUCAAAUCCAAAACCCUUCCAUUUCGAUUUGUCACUUUCUAGCAGCCAUCACACCUCCAUUUUCAUUUACAAUUUCUACCUAACUUGUCUGUCUUUUAUUAUUUUUCUUUAAAUGAUCUCCUCAUCACAUUGACAAUUCUGAUCUUGAUCCUACUCCUGUUUCUUCUUACACGAUCAAUCGGUGAUGAAGUUGAAGAUCACAGACUUUUUACACACGUAAUUCUGUGUGAUAUCGACAUACAAAGAGGAAAUGUCGUUGUCGGUUGAUCUGGAAUCGAUUUCGGAGGCGACGUCGGGAGCUAUAGGUUCGGUGGUGAGCACCACCAUAUUGUAUCCGCUUGACACCUGCAAGGCCAAAUACCAAGCCGAGAUUCGUGCCCACGGCCGCCGUAGAUACAAAAAUCUGUCCGACGUUUUAUGGGAGGCAAUAUCCAAUAAACAGGUCCUUUCGUUAUAUCAGGGACUUGGGACCAAGAACGUGCAAUCCUUUAUUGCUCAAUUUGUGUACUUUUAUGGAUAUAGCUACUUUAAAAGGCUCUAUCUGGAAAAGACUGGUUCCAAAUCUAUUGGAACAAAAGCCAAUCUCGUUCUUGCUGCAGCAGCUGGGGCUUGUACUGCCAUUGUUACUCAACCAUUGGAUACAGCUUCCUCAAGGAUGCAGACAACUGCUUUUGGAAAAUCUAAAGGGCUUUGGGAAACACUUACUGAAGGCAGUUGGAGUGAUGCAUAUGAUGGCCUUGGAAUCUCUCUUCUUUUGACUUCAAAUCCGGCCAUUCAGUAUACGGUAUUUGAUCAACUGAAAGUAAGACUCCUGAAGCAGAAGCAGAAUAAAAUGGAGACAGGAUCAUCUCCAGAAGCCCUUUCUGCCUUCUCAGCUUUCAUUUUAGGUGCACUCUCUAAGAGCAUAGCCACAGUUCUAACUUAUCCAGCAAUCAGGUGUAAAGUUAUGAUCCAAGCUGCAGACACCAAUGAUGAUGUGGAUAAAAAAUCCAACAGAAAAUCCCGUAAAACAGUUUCUAGUGUUCUUCGUGCUAUUUGGCAACAAGAAGGUGCCCUCGGCUUCUUCAAGGGACUAAAAGCGCAAAUCUUGAAGACUGUAUUAAGCUCCGCAUUGUUGUUAAUGAUAAAGGAAAAGAUAUCUGCAACAACUUGGGUCCUCGUGCUUGCUGUGAGCAGAUAUUUACUGCUCAAACCUAGUAGGUUGAAGAGCACAUAAUGUUUUGAAAAUUGAGCGAGUCCUGUUUUGUAAAUGAUGACCCUGUGGAAGUAGGAAGAAAUUAGUAGUUCUAGAUCAUCAGCUGGAGGUGUCAUAUGAAAAGAUGUCCGGUAUAAGUUAAAAUAAUGGUAUCAGAAACUCAGGUGAGAGCAAACCUUACGGCUAUCAUUUAGCUAGAUCCUUGGUGUAAGUUCUAUUCGGAAGGGAAUGGUUGAUGAGGUACAUUUGAAUUAUCCAGUAAUGUGAGAGGGAGAGGGAGAGGGAGAGGGAGGGCAAUUUUCUUCUCUCUUGGUGAACUAUUUGUGUUGUGAAUUCUCUUAAUUUAAAGGUAUUAGUACAUUAUACAGUCUACAUGGUGCGAUUUAAAUUGAUGCAAUGCAAUGCUUCAAAGUCUCUGUAUGGGCCGAGCAGGGAAUGAGUGCCCCAGUUUCAGAAAUCCCAUUAGUGGUAAUUAAAGUUAGAGGAAAUUGGGCUCGGUGUCCUAUAAAAAAUAAGUAUUGUGAUUUAUACCUUUCAAACUUAUUAAACAUUUUAAUGCAGUAACAUCUACGUCCUAAUUAUUAUCAAGAACUCUACCCCCUAAACUAACCUGGUAGAGACCACUCCCCUCAUCCCUAGAAACGUUCCCUAUAUUCAUGGGCCAUUUUCCCAUCUACGGAAAAACGCGACUUCAAAUUUUUGUUUCUUACCAUUUUCUGUCGAUUUCAUCUCCAUAUUCCUCCAUCUACGUUCAUCUUCAGUCUUCUCCUUGUCAUUUCGUGGAGAUCUUGAAACACCAACCCUAAAAAUCUCAAAUAGUCAAAACCCUGACUUGUUCCGAUCAAAAUCCAGAAAUCUAAUUUUGAAUUACUUUGAUACCUAAAUCUGAUUCCUAUUUCUGCAAUGACCGGAGAAAGUGGGUUGCAGAAGAAAAGAGAUAUUGAUGAAGAACCAUCUUCAAAGAAAAAUAAAUCUUAUAUACCCAAGGUAGCAUUAAUUUCUUCAGUUUCCGCUCGUGUGUACGUUUUAUUUUUUGUUUCAUUCUGGUUUUGAUAUUUCGUAAGUGACUUUUCUGAUUCUGUUCAUUGCAUACAAACUGCUCAAACAUUGUAAGAACCAAAGAUUUAGAGAAUUUAGAAGCAUUAUUUUGUGUUCA